GCUGGCUGGCGGGCGGGCAGGUGGGGGUCCAGCGCCGGCCCAGGGCUUUCUGGGCCUCUGUACGCCCUCGGACCGACCCAGCCCGGGCUGGCAGAGGCGUGCAGGACGCAGACGGUGUCGUCCAGGCGUGCGCACUGAAGCUUAGCAAGGUGAUCAGAGAGCAGAGAAAGCCCCUGGGAGACCCUGUGAAGCUCCUGCCCUCUGCCCACCUUGGACCACCUGAACUGGUUCCCCCUCUGGGACAGACUGAAGGCCCACCUUGAGAGGAGCAGUCACAUCAUCCUUCCGCUGCCAAGUACAGACGUGGACCAGGGUGUGGGCGGGCCUGCCCCCCUGCAGGUCUGGCUGCUCCAGCAUGGAUGGAUUCGUGGAAUUUCCUCCCAGCCCCACCAAGGAGCCCAUGGAGCCCCAGGCCGGCCAGGCCUCGAUGCAGGAGGACAUGGACAUGAGCAGCGGCUGCAGUGGAAACGAGGCCCCUGAGAACAGCUCCACGGGGCAGGACUCUCAGGGCAGCGACUUCGACGACCACAGGAAGGAGCUGGGGAUGAUAGUGGAGCCACCCAACCCCCAGAGCGCCUUUAGCCUGAUGCUGGCGGAGCCUGAGCCCAACUUAUCUACCAGUGGCUGCAGCAGCAAAGGGUCUCCCAAAGCAGACACACACAAGGAACUGAUCCGAACACUGCGGGAACUGAAGGUCCACCUCCCAGCUGACAAGAAGGCCAAGGGCAAGGCAAGCACGCUGGCCACCCUGAAGUACGCCCUGCGGAGCGUAAAGCAGGUGAAAGCUAAUGAGGAGUAUUACCAGCUGCUGAUGUCCAGCGAGAGCCAGCCCUGCAGUGUGGAUGUGCCCUCCUAUACCGUGGAGCAGGUGGAGGGCGUCACCUCCGAGUAUAUGGGGAAGAACUCAGAUAUGUUUGUCGUGGCCGUGUCCCUGGUUUCGGGGAAGAUCCUGUACAUCUCUAGCCAGGUGGCGUCCAUAUUUCACUGCAAGCAGGACACCUUCAGCGAUGCCAAGUUUGUGGAGUUCCUGGCGCCCCAUGAUGUCAGCGUGUUCCACAGCUGCACCACCCCCUGCAGGCUUCCGUCCUGGAGUAUGUGCAGUGGAGUCGAUUCCUUCACUCAGGAAUGCAUGGAGGAGAAGUCUUUCUUUUGCCGUGUCAGCGUCGGGAAGAACCAUGAGAAUGAGAUCUGCUACCAGCCAUUCCGCAUGACGCCCUACCUGGUCAAGGUGCAGGAGCCACUGGGGGCUGAGAGUCAGCUGUGCUGUCUGCUGCUGGCGGAGAGAGUGCACUCCGGCUAUGAGGCCCCUAGGAUUCCUCCUGAGAAGAGGAUUUUUACAACUACACACACGCCGAAUUGCUUGUUCCAGGAUGUGGAUGAGAGGGCAGUUCCCCUCCUGGGCUACUUACCUCAAGACCUGAUUGAGAAGCCUGUACUCCUGCAGCUGCAUCCCAGCGACAGGCCACUGAUGCUGGCCAUCCAUAAGAAGAUCCUGCAGUCCGGUGGACAGCCCUUUGACUAUUCUCCUCUCCGGUUCCGCGCCCGGAACGGGGAGUACAUCACACUGGACAGCAGCUGGUCCAGCUUCAUCAACCCCUGGAGCCGGAAGAUCUCCUUCAUCAUCGGGAGGCACAAAGUCAGGGUGGGCCCUUUGAAUGAGGAUGUGUUCGCGGUGCUCCCUUGUGUGGAGGAGAAGGCCCUGUACCCCAACAUCCAGGAGCUGACGGAGCAGAUACACAGGCUGCUGCUGCAGCCUGUGCCCCACAGCGGCUCCAGUGGCUACGGGAGCCUGGGCAGCAAUGGAUCCCACGAGCAGCUCAUGAGUCAGACCUCAUCCAGCGACAGCACUGGCCAUGAGGAGGCCCGGCACCGGAGAGCCGAGAUUUGUAAGAACAGUAACAAGACCAAAACCAAAGGUCAAUUUCCCCAUGAGUCUGGAAAACAAAAGAAAAAGUCUGUUACAGAACUGCAAAGUAGUGCCUUGGCUCAGGUGAAAGCAGUGCCUGUCGCAGAGGACAGCUCUGGGGCCAGCUUGCCCAAGAUAGGCUUCCCUGAGGAGCUGGCUUGCAAGGACCAGCCCACCUGUUCCUACCAGCAGAUCAGCUGCCUGGAUGGCGUCAUGAGGUAUUUGGAGAGCUGCACUGAGGCCACCACCCUGAAGAGGAAGUGCGAGUUCCCUGCAAACAUCCCUUCCCGCAAGGCCACGGUCAGCCCCGGGCUGCACACUGGAGAGGCCACCUCCAAGGUGAGCAGCCAUGCAGAGGUGAGCGCCCGCCUGAGCUCACUGGCACUGCCUGGCAAGGCCGAGAGUGUGGUGUCCCUCACCAGCCAGUGCAGCUACAGCAGCACAAUCGUCCACGUCGGGGACAAAAAGCUGCAGCCAGAGCUGGAGACAGUGGAAGAUGCCACCAGUGGGCCUGAGUCCCUGGAUUGCCUGCCAGGUGGCCACAGCCAGGAGAAGGGGCCCCUUCAGAGGCUGGGUCUUACCAAGGAGGUGCUGGCCUCACACACACAGAAGGAGGAGCAGAGCUUCCUGCAGAAGUUCCGUGAGGUACGGCGGCUGGGCAUCCUGCAGGCCCACUGCCAGCACUACCUGCAAGAGAGGACCCGGGGGCAGUCAAGCGAGCGCGUGGCUCCUGGACUAAGAAAUGCUGCUGGAAUAGAUUCUUCUUGGAAAAAAACUGGCAAGAACAGAAAACUGAAGUCCAAAUGGGCCAAGCCUCGUGACUCCUCCGAAAGCACGGGAUCUGGAGGGCCCCCACCGCCCCGACCCCCACUAGUGGGCCUGAAUGCCACUGCCUGGUCACCAUCAGACACAUCUCAGUCCAGCUGCUCUGCGGUGCCCUUCCCUACCCCUGUGCCCUCUUACUCCCUGCCCGUGUUCCCAGCACCAGGAAUAGUGCCUGCACCAGGGGCAACCCCGCCAGCAGUGCCCCAUGCCAGCUUCCCAGUGCCCACAGUGGCCAUGGGCACCCAGCACGAGUUUGCAGUGCAGCCCCUGCCUUUUCCCGCCCCCAUGGCCCCUGUCGUGGCCUUCAUGCUCCCCAGCUACCCCUUCCCAGCCACCACAAGCCUGCCCCAGGCCUUCUUUCCAGGCCACCCCACGCUCCCCUCUGAGAUGACUCCUGCCUCGCAGCCCGAGUGCCCCAGUCAGACCUCACUCCCCCAGCAGCCGUGCUCCUGCCCAGCUACCCCUGCCACCCCACCAGCAGCCACUUUGGCCACAAGCAGAGCUUCCCCACCGCUCUUCCAGUCCCGUGGCAGCUCGCCCCUGCAGCUCAACCUGCUGCAGCUAGAAGAGGCACCUGAGGGCAGCACAGGGGCCACAGGGACAGUGACAGCUGGCCCAGACUGCACACCUGCUCAUGAUCGGCAGCCUAAAGCACCUCCAACACACGAUGAACCCUCAGAUGCUCAGAACAGUGAUGCCCUUUCCACGUCCAGCGACCUGCUCAACCUCCUGCUGAGCGAGGACCUCUGCUCGGCCACAGGGUCAGCGCUGUCUGGGAGUGGGGCCUCCGCCACCUCGGAUUCCGUGGGCUCCAGUUCACUGGGUUGUGAUGCAUCCCGAAACGGGGCAGGCAGCAGUGACACAAGUCACACCAGCAAGUACUUUGGCAGCAUCGACUCCUCAGAGAACAACCACAAAGCAAAAGUGAACGCGGACGCGGAGGAGAGCAAGCAUCUCAUCAAGUAUGUCCUGCAGGACCCCAUCUGGCUGCUGAUGGCGGACACCAAUGACAGUGUGAUGAUGACGUACCAGCUGCCCUCCCGGGACCUGGAGUCGGUGUUAAAGGAGGACAGAGAGAAGCUGCAGCUGCUGCAGAGGUCUCAGCCCCGAUUCACGGAGGGCCAGAGGCGGGAGCUGCGAGAGGUGCACCCGUGGGUGCAGACAGGUGGUCUGCCUGCAGCCAUCGAUGUGGCGGAAUGUGUUUACUGUGAAAACGAGGAGAAAGGCAACUUGUGUGUGCUGUAUGACGAGGAUGUUCCCUCCAUGGGGCUCAGCGAUGCCUUAGACACCAAAGAGGAAGAGAAGGGACAUCCUGUGGGUCACAAGGAGGAGCAGCUGUAACUCCUGUGACUGUGUGAUCAACAUUAGAUGGUGCUUGGAGACGUUUGCUUCUGAUGAUUGGACAUAUUUACUUAUGUUGCUUUUUUUUGUUUGUUUUAGAAAAAAACCAGCUUUCAGAAGCUGUGACUUCAGGCUGUAAGGGGGUGGGGCUUGAGGGAUGGAGCGAGGCUCAGGUUGCUGUGGACCUUGAAGGGACUGAGUUCUCUGAGCACAUGGAGGUGGCUCCUAUGUCCUCAGACAUCCCCUCUGUGACAGGACAUCCAUCCAGUGUGCCAGCACCUACUGGCCCCUGAAGGUGUCCCCAGGCAUAGGAACAGGCUGCAACAGACCCCCAGGAAGCCACUACAGCUCUGAGCGGAAGCUUCCAGCUUUGUUUGUCCCCGGUGCAUUCAGUUUGGGUCAAAUGUCUGUCCUCGGGACUGUGUUUGCUGGAGUUGUCGCCGGAGGUGUCACUGGUGCAGGCAGGUGUCUGCUGGCACUCAUCAGCCGAUCCUGGUCUCUUCUGGAAUUUCCUGGAAAGUUCGAAGCAGUGCAACUGCCCAGCGUUACCUCCCGUCCCACGGGGUGGACCUUCCAGUGGGACUCGACUUUUGUUGGCACGGAGCUGGCUCUGGGCGACGCAGCCUAAGGGUCUGUGUGUGUGUGUGUGACUAAUUCCAGGGAAUUCAUACCCACACGGACCCUCGGUGUAUUUCUGCACCAUUCACAUAGACUUUUUAGACCAUUGUGGCUGACGCAUAGAGGAGGACACGUUGUCAGCCGUGUUGUGUCUUCACAAUGAGCUCCCACUGUGAACUUUGGCGGUGGCAUUAGGGACCUGCUGUGUUGGUUUCUCCCUCGAAGUCUCAGAGCUUAGCUCCAGCCUGGCAGAGUUAAAGCCACUUUCGCAAAGAGGAGCCCAUGCCCACUGGGAGCCGGCUGACCAUACCUGUGGCUUCUGGGUCCCUUGCACUCACCCUGCCCUGCACACCCAUGAGCCUGGCCGGCCAUGAUGUGUAGCUUCUGGCCUCUGUCCUGGCACCGGUGUUGGCAUUUAGGUCAUCAGAACCCGGGGAAAAGGAGGCCACCCCAUCCAGCUUUACCAAACCACACACUGCACUAGACUUCCUGGAGACCACCUGGGAAAGCCUGACAUCGGUGCCUGGUGUGAAGCAGAAGGCACCGCUCUCAGCCACCUGGCUUAAAACUGCCCAAGUUCUGACCUGGAAAGGAAGCAGGUUGUCCGGCCCCUCAGUAGAGACAUGGCUUUGGGAAAGGUGGCCACUGCUUGUCCACAGCUGACUUUCAUAGUAAACCGCUUCACACCUGAAUAUUAAUCCUACUUUUUAUAAAUGCAAGAACUUUGUUUUUUGUUUGUUUGAUUUUUGAGACAGGAUCUUGCUAUGUAGCUCAGGCUGGCCUUGAACCCAUUGCGUAUCUCAAGCUGGCCUCAAACACAAUGAUCCUCCUGCCUCAGCCUCCUAAGUACAGAAUACUUCCAUGUUUUAAUUUAUAAGACAAUAUCACCUGAAGAUGCCAGGAGAAGCCAGGAGCCUGCACUUUCCUAGAAGUUAAAUGUUACAGGUGACUGCCUGCCUAUCUCCACAGCCAGGGGUAGAUGAUCACCUAAGGCUGCACUUACCUUAACACAAAACUGCCAAAACAUCCUCUCUGCUGUCACAAAUGUUUACCCUCAGCGUUAUUUUACUAUUUAAUGUAUGUUCAUGAUUGUUAACUGCUAGGGCACUGACUUAACAGGACAGCGUCAUGGAUCUGUUUACAUGCUGCCAGGCCGGGUCGUGGUUUUUUUUUUUUUUGGUGUGUGUGCUUACACGGAUGUCACAGGACCUCCUCUCUAUUUAAACUGAGCCUUCUUUUCAUCUAUUCCUGACGAGGUCCAUGAGUAUACACUCAGAGUUUGUGUAAUGGUUUGUUGAGCCUUGCCGGACAAGUGGUUUGUUCGUGUGCAAACCAAACUUCCCUCACCCAGUGCAAUAUAUUCGUGUGACUGCUUGUGUCUUUUUAUGACUUUUUUGCCUUUUAGAAAUAAAGCAGGUAUAUUUUUAUUUUCA
Cavia porcellus (domestic guinea pig) is the source of this 6123-nucleotide messenger RNA. RefSeq names its product period circadian regulator 2 (gene Per2). The record is from RefSeq and is a predicted model, not a curated record. Gene Ontology annotation, biological process: entrainment of circadian clock by photoperiod; circadian regulation of gene expression; negative regulation of transcription by RNA polymerase II. Gene Ontology annotation, cellular component: nucleus; cytoplasm. Lineage: Eukaryota; Metazoa; Chordata; Mammalia; Rodentia; Caviidae. Gene Ontology annotation, molecular function: transcription cis-regulatory region binding; transcription corepressor binding. Bases 356 to 4072 code for a protein of 1238 amino acids. The transcript is spliced from 24 exons.